Molecule: messenger RNA, 1486 nt
Organism: Anopheles coustani
Lineage: Eukaryota; Metazoa; Arthropoda; Insecta; Diptera; Culicidae
Exons: 3
Coding region: 251-1408 (385 amino acids)
Biological process (GO): L-threonine catabolic process; glycine biosynthetic process
Cellular component (GO): cytosol
Molecular function (GO): L-allo-threonine aldolase activity
Source: RefSeq, a predicted model, not a curated record
CAUAUUCGUACAUGCUGCGUGAAAACACUCGACCAACCACAUGUACCGGUCUUAUCAGACGCACCUUUGGGGCUCGAUUUCGCGAUAGACAGCGUGUUGUAUAAUUCAUUUCGUAGGCUUGGCGAACAGACCGUGGCCGCUUCCAUCGACGAUCGGUACACUCGAAGUCGGCAGUCUACCGGUGGACGCCAACAGGGCGCGUUGUUUGGUUCUUACUGUUGAAACAGAGAAAGUCUUCGCCGUUCACAAAAUGUACGCUUCGGUCGAAACAAGUGAUGCCAGCGGAGGCGAAAACGUACGAGUGGUUGACUUUCGAUCGGACACGAUCAGCGUUCCGACGCCCAGUAUGCGGCGCGCUAUCUUCGAGGCGGCAGUUGGUGAUGACGUCUACGGCGAGGAUCCGACCGUGCACAAGCUGGAGGAGAGGACCGCCGCGAUGUUCGGCAAGGAGGCGGCACUGUUUGUUCCAACGGGCACGAUGGCCAAUCUGCUGGCAAUAAUGGUCCACUGCUCACGGCGUGGUACCGAAGCUAUUGUGGGCGAGAACGCACAUGGCUUCCUGUACGAGCAGGGCGGCGCGGCGCAGAUAGCUGGCGUGCUGCUCAGCACGAUCCGCAACAACCCGGACGGGACGUUCUGCCUGAACGAGCUGGCAAGAAAGUUCCGAGGCUUCGACGUCCACGAACCGGACACGGUGCUCGUGAUGGUGGAGAACACGCACAACAUGUGCGGUGGCAAGGUGUUGCCGUUGGAGUGGCUCGAAAAGCUGGCCACGAUCUGCCGCGAAAAGGGGGCCAAGGUGCACAUGGAUGGGGCGCGAGUCUUUAAUGCAGCCGCGUACCUGAACGUGCCUGUGUCACGCGUUGUACGGGACGUCGAUUCGGUAUGCUUCUGUCUGAGCAAGGGACUGGCCUGUCCCGUCGGCUCCAUCCUUCUAGGGACCAAGGAGUUUAUUAAAGAAGCCCAUCGUUUGCGGAAGGCACUGGGUGGAGGAAUGCGACAGGUUGGCUUUCUUGCCGCGGCCGGACUGUGCGCCCUGGAUGAAAUAGUGCCGAAGUUACACGAUGACCACGUGCGUACGAGACGGAUCGCCGAAGCCAUCGAUCAACUCGCCAGCCCGAUCUUCAAGGUGGACUUGGCCAACCUACACACCAACAUCCUGAUGGUGCAGAUCAUCAGCAAGAACGUCCAUUCGAGCGAUUUGUCGCACCGGCUGGCCACUGUUUGUCCCGGUGAGGUGGAAGCCGGCGUAGUCGAUUCCUCGGGGAAGGGAAUAGCCGUGAAGGUUAGCGCCCGUGACUGGACCUUUGCGCGGAUCGUCAUUUACACCAACAUCACCGACGAGGAGGUCGAAUUGGCCAUAAAAAAAAUACGUUAUGUCAUUAAGGAAUACGAAAAAGAUUUAUAAAGAGAAAAGGUAAAGCAUACAAAUUUGCCUCAGCAAACUGUUUGUAGAACAUACCAUAAUAAAACAAAAUCUAAAUUU